Molecule: messenger RNA, 8290 nt
Organism: Oryctolagus cuniculus (rabbit)
Lineage: Eukaryota; Metazoa; Chordata; Mammalia; Lagomorpha; Leporidae
Source: RefSeq, a predicted model, not a curated record
UCUGGGAGGGGUGAGGGCGGUGAGGGCGGCGGGUGCCGGAGCGACGGCAGCGGCCGCGGCCGGAGGAGCAAUAGCAGCAGCCGUGGCGGCCACGGGGCGUGGCGUGGCGGUCGGCGACCGCGGCCGGGGCUGCAGACGGCGGAGCGGCUGGCUUGCCAACACUUGGUGUCACAUGUGAGCCUCCCACAUGUGUUCACUCUCCAUUCCAGCUCUGUGAUUGAACUCUGCUCUUAUUGACUAGGGGGCAGUGGGCAGGCAUGCUUCAUUCCUGGAAUUGACAGUCAUUCCAUUUUUGAAUAUACUAACCCUGAAUCAGCACUUGUAAAGCCCUGCCUUCUCCCACUGGCUUCACUUGGCCUUCAGACAUAAUGAGGAGACUGGCGUUUCGAGGCGCUGGUUGUGCUCUGGUAAAGCUGAAGAAGUUGGAUUCCAUGGGUUCCAAGAGAAGAAGAGCUACCUCCCCUUCCAGCAGUGUCAGUGGGGACUUUGAUGACGGGCACCAUUCUGUGUCCACACCAGGCCCAAGCAGGAAAAGGAGAAGACUUUCCAAUCUUCCAACUGUAGAUCCUAUUGCUGUGUGCCAUGAACUCUACAACACUAUACGAGACUAUAAAGAUGAGCAGGGCAGACUCCUCUGUGAGCUCUUCAUUAGGGCUCCGAAGCGAAGAAAUCAGCCGGACUACUAUGAAGUGGUUUCUCAGCCCAUUGACUUGAUGAAAAUCCAGCAGAAACUAAAAAUGGAAGAGUAUGAUGAUGUUAAUUUGCUCACCGCUGACUUUCAGCUGCUUUUCAACAAUGCAAAAGCCUAUUAUAAGCCAGAUUCUCCUGAAUAUAAAGCUGCUUGCAAACUCUGGGAUUUGUACCUUCGAACAAGAAAUGAGUUUGUUCAGAAAGGAGACGCAGAAGAUGAGGACGAUGAUGAAGAUGGGCAGGACAAUCAAGGCACCGGAACUGAAGGAUCUUCUCCAAGUUACUUGAAGGAGAUCCUGGAACAGCUUCUUGAAGCCAUAGUUGUGGCCACAAAUCCAUCUGGACAUCUUAUUAGUGAACUUUUUCAGAAACUGCCUUCUAAAGUGCAAUAUCCAGACUAUUAUGCAAUAAUUAAGGAGCCUAUAGAUCUCAAGACCAUUGCCCAGAGGAUACAGAAUGGAAGCUACAAAAGUAUUCAUGCAAUGGCCAAAGAUAUAGAUCUCCUAGCAAAAAAUGCCAAAACAUAUAAUGAACCUGGUUCUCAAGUAUUCAAGGAUGCAAAUUCAAUUAAAAAAAUAUUUUAUAUGAAAAAGGCAGAAAUUGAACAUCAUGAGAUGGCAAAGUCAAGUCUUCGAAUAAGGACUCCAUCAAGUUUGGGUACAACCAGGCUGACAGGUCCUGCGCACAGUAAAGGCAGCCUUAGUGAGGACAGAAACCCCGCCAGCAAGUAUUACCGUAAUAAAAGAACAGUCCAAGGGGGUCGUUUAUCUGCAAUUACCAUGGCACUUCAGUAUGGCUCAGAAAGUGAAGAGGAUGCUGCGUUAGCUGCUGCCCGUUAUGAAGAAGGAGAGUCAGAAGCAGAGAGCAUCACUUCCUUUAUGGAUGUUUCAAAUCCUUUUUAUCAGCUUUAUGACACUGUUAGAAGCUGUCGGAAUAACCAGGGGCAGCUAAUAGCUGAACCCUUUUUCCAUUUGCCUUCAAAGAAAAAAUACCCUGAUUAUUAUCAGCAAAUUAAAAUGCCCAUAUCACUACAACAGAUCAGAACAAAGCUAAAGAAUCAAGAAUAUGAAACUUUAGAUCAUUUGGAGUGUGAUCUGAAUUUAAUGUUUGAAAAUGCCAAACGCUAUAAUGUUCCUAAUUCAGCCAUCUACAAGCGAGUUCUUAAAUUGCAGCAAGUCAUGCAGGCAAAGAAGAAAGAACUUGCCAGAAGAGACGACAUUGAGGAUGGAGACAGCAUGAUCUCAUCAGCCACCUCUGAUACUGGUAGUGCCAAAAGAAAAAGGAACACUCAUGACAGUGAGAUGUUGGGUCUCAGGAGGCUCUCCAGUAAAAAGAACAUAAGAAAGCAGCGAAUGAAAAUCUUAUUCAAUGUUGUUCUUGAAGCUCGAGAGCCAGGUUCAGGAAGAAGACUUUGUGAUCUGUUUAUGGUUAAGCCAUCCAAAAAGGACUAUCCUGAUUAUUAUAAAAUCAUCUUAGAGCCAAUGGACCUGAAAAUAAUUGAGCAUAAUAUCCGCAAUGACAAAUAUGCAGGUGAAGAGGGAAUGAUAGAAGACAUGAAGCUGAUGUUUCGGAAUGCCAGGCACUAUAAUGAGGAGGGCUCCCAGGUAUAUAAUGAUGCCCAUAUCCUGGAAAAAUUACUCAAGGAUAAAAGGAAAGAGCUGGGCCCACUGCCUGAUGAUGAUGACAUGGCUUCUCCCAAACUCAAGCUGAGUAGGAAGAGUGGCAUAUCUCCUAAAAAAUCAAAAUAUAUGACUCCAAUGCAGCAGAAGCUAAAUGAAGUUUAUGAAGCUGUAAAGAACUAUACUGAUAAGAGAGGUCGGCGCCUCAGUGCCAUAUUUCUGAGACUUCCCUCCAGAUCUGAGCUGCCUGACUACUAUCUGACAAUUAAAAAGCCCAUGGACAUGGAAAAAAUUCGAAGUCACAUGAUGGCCAACAAGUACCAAGAUAUCGACUCUAUGGUUGAAGACUUUGUCAUGAUGUUUAACAACGCCUGUACAUACAAUGAGCCCGAGUCUUUGAUCUACAAAGAUGCCCUUGUCUUACACAAAGUCUUGCUGGAGACUCGGAGAGACCUCGAGGGAGAUGAGGACUCUCACGUCCCAAAUGUGACUUUGCUGAUUCAAGAGCUUAUCCACAAUCUUUUCGUGUCAGUCAUGAGCCAUCAGGACGAUGAGGGAAGAUGCUAUAGUGAUUCCCUAGCAGAAAUUCCUGCAGUAGAUCCCAGCUUUCCUAACAAACCUCCUCUUACUUUUGACAUUAUUAGGAAAAAUGUUGAAAAUAAUCGCUAUCGGCGGCUCGAUUUAUUUCAAGAGCAUAUGUUUGAAGUAUUGGAAAGGGCAAGAAGGAUGAAUCGGACAGAUUCUGAAAUAUAUGAGGAUGCCGUAGAACUUCAGCAGUUUUUUAUUAAAAUUCGUGAUGAGCUCUGCAAAAAUGGAGAGAUCCUGCUUUCACCAGCACUCAGCUAUACCACAAAACAUUUACAUAAUGAUGUAGAGAAAGAAAAAAAGGAAAAAUUACCAAAAGAAAUGGAAGAAGAUAAACUAAAGAGAGAAGAAGAAAAAAGAGAAGCUGAAAAGAGUGAGGAUUCCUCGGGUGCUGCAGGCCUCUCAGGCCUACAUCGCACCUACAGCCAGGACUGCAGCUUUAAGAACAGCAUGUAUCACGUUGGAGAUUACGUCUAUGUGGAACCUGCAGAAACCAACCUACAGCCACACAUAGUCUGUAUUGAGAGACUGUGGGAAGAUUCAGCAGGUGAAAAAUGGUUAUAUGGCUGUUGGUUUUACCGGCCAAAUGAAACAUUCCACCUGGCUACACGAAAAUUUCUAGAAAAAGAAGUUUUUAAGAGUGACUAUUACAAUAAAGUUCCUGUUAGUAAAAUUCUAGGCAAAUGUGUGGUCAUGUUUGUCAAGGAAUACUUUAAAUUAUGCCCAGAAAACUUUCGAGAUGAGGAUGUUUUUGUCUGUGAAUCACGGUAUUCUGCCAAAACCAAAUCUUUUAAAAAAAUUAAACUGUGGACCAUGCCUAUCAGCUCAGUUAGGUUUGUCCCUCGGGAUGUGCCUCUGCCUGUGGUUCGAGUGGCCUCUGUAUUUGCAAAUGCAGAUAAAGGGGAUGAUGAGAAGAACACAGACAACUCUGAGGACAGUCGAGCUGAAGACCAUCUUAACUUGGAAAAGGAAAAAGAAGAUGUCCCUGUGGAAAUGUCCAACGGCGAACCCGGUUGCCACUACUUUGAGCAGCUCCGUUAUAAUGACAUGUGGCUGAAGGUUGGUGACUGUGUCUUUAUCAAGUCCCAUGGCCUGGUGCGCCCUCGUGUAGGCAGAAUUGAAAAAGUGUGGGUCCGAGAUGGAGCUGCAUAUUUUUAUGGCCCCAUCUUCAUUCACCCAGAAGAGACAGAACAUGAGCCCACAAAAAUGUUCUACAAGAAAGAAGUGUUUCUGAGUAAUCUGGAAGAAACCUGCCCCAUGACAUGUAUUCUGGGAAAGUGUGCUGUGUUGUCAUUCAAGGACUUCCUCUCCUGCAGGCCAACUGAAAUAUCAGAAAAUGACGUUUUGCUGUGUGAGAGCCGCUACAAUGAGAGUGACAAGCAAAUGAAAAAAUUCAAGGGAUUGAAGAGGUUUUCACUUUCUGCUAAAGUGGUAGAUGAUGAAAUUUACUACUUCAGAAAACCAAUCGUUCCUCAGAAGGAGCCCUCACCUUUAUUGGAAAAGAAGAUCCAGUUGCUAGAAGCUAAAUUUGCAGAGUUAGAAGGUGGAGAUGAUGACAUUGAAGAGAUGGGGGAAGAAGAUAGUGAGGUCAUCGAGCCUCCUUCUCUACCUCAGCUCCAGACCCCCCUGGCCAGUGAGCUGGACCUCAUGCCCUACACUCCCCCACAGGUGAAGGUGACAAGUUCCUGUACUGGUCUUAUUCCCAGCUUUGGUUUGCAGCAGACUCAAACCAAAUCUACUCCAAAGUCUGCCAAAGGCAGUGCCAAGAAAGAAGGCUCCAAGCGAAAAAUCAACAUGAGUGGCUACAUCCUGUUCAGCAGUGAAAUGAGAGCUGUGAUUAAGGCCCAGCAUCCAGACUACUCUUUUGGGGAGCUCAGCCGACUGGUGGGGACAGAAUGGAGAAACCUUGAGACGGCCAAGAAAGCAGAAUAUGAAGAGCGGGCAGCUAAAGUUGCUGAGCAGCAGGAGAGAGAGCGAGCAGCACAGCAACAGCAGCCGAGUGCUCCUCCCCGAGCAGGCACCCCUGUGGGGGCUCUCAUGGGGGUGGUGCCACCACCAACACCAAUGGGGAUGCUCAAUCAGCAGUUGACACCUGUUGCAGGCAUGAUGGGUGGCUAUCCGCCAGGCCUUCCACCUUUGCAGGGCUCAGUUGAUGGCCUUGUUAGCAUGGGCAGCAUGCAGCCACUUCACCCUGGGGGGCCUCCACCCCACCAUCUUCCGCCAGGUGUGCCUGGCCUCCCAGGCAUCCCACCACCGGGUGUCAUGAACCAAGGAGUGGCCCCUAUGGUAGGGACUCCAGCUCCAGGUGGAAGUCCUUAUGGACAACAGGUGGGAGUUUUGGGACCUCCUGGGCAGCAAGCACCACCUCCAUAUCCCGGCCCACAUCCAGCUGGCCCCCCUGUCAUACAGCAGCCAACAACACCCAUGUUUGUGGCUCCCCCACCAAAGACCCAACGACUGCUCCACUCAGAGGCCUACCUGAAAUACAUUGAAGGACUCAGUGCUGAGUCCAACAGCAUUAGCAAGUGGGACCAGACCCUGGCAGCUCGAAGACGUGAUGUCCAUUUGUCAAAAGAGCAGGAGAGUCGCCUGCCCUCUCACUGGCUGAAAAGUAAAGGGGCCCACACCACCAUGGCGGAUGCCCUCUGGCGCCUUCGGGAUUUAAUGCUCCGAGACACCCUCAACAUUCGCCAAGCAUACAACCUAGAAAACGUUUAAUCACAUCAUUACGUUUCUUUUAUAGAAGCAUACAGAGUUGUGGAACAGUAGCCAUUUUAGUUACUGGGGGUGGGGGAAGGAACAAAGGAGGAUAAUUUUUAUUGCAUUUUACUGUACAUCACAAGGCCAUUUUUAUAUACGGACACUUUUAAUAAGCUAUUUCAAUUUGGUUUUUGUUAUAUUAAGUUGACUUUAUCAAAUACACAAAGAUUUUUUUGCAUAUGUUUCCUUCGUUUAAAACCAGUUUCAUAAUUGGUUGUACAUGUAGACUGGGAGUUUUAUCUUUUUACUUGUUGCCAUGGAACUGAAACCAUGAAAGGUUUUUGUCUUGGCUUGGGAUUUUUGUUGUGUGUUUUUUUUUGGGGGGGGGGGGGGGGGGGGAGGGUGUUUUCUUUUUCUUUUUUAUAAACAAACAAAAUGAAAAAAAAAAAACACAAGAGUUUACAGAUUAGUUUAAGUUGACAACGAAAUGUGAAGUUGGUCCUAGUUUACAUCUUAGAGAGGGGAGUGUACUUCAAUGUCUGUUUCAUGUGCCUGAAUAUCUUAAGCCACUUUCCACAAAAGCAGUUUCUUACAGGUGAUGCGAAGUGCUUUCUUUGAAGAUUGUUAUUUAGAUUACAGGUGUUGACGGACAGCACAUUGGCGCCGUAUCUCUGAGGCUCACUGCAGAGAGCUGGUGUCUCUGCUCUGAGUCCUUGUGCAGCUAGUGCAGCUAGAAGAGUACUUUUUCUUGUGCUGAGGUAGACAUCGCUGCUAUCAGUGAUUUUUGCGGAACAUGUGCACACCCUGAAUUAUAUAUAGCCUGGCAGGUAAGUUUAAGGGUACUUUUGAUCUGUUUAUAAUGAAUUUACAGUUUAUGCCUAUACAUGUUAGAUGAUUUUAAAUUUUAAAUUUGUUACAUUGAAAAACACUGAUCUGCAAGAAAGCAUUGAGGUGUGCAUGGAGGUGAUUUAAACGUAACACCUAACCUGAUCUAGGGAAGGGAGUGUAUUAUUGGAUCUGAAGUGUACCAAAAGGAUAAUCAUGAAAAUGUAGAUUGCCUGCAUAUGCAGCUAUGUUUUAUGUUUUAUUCCCUCGUUAUGAGAUGUGGCCUUUUUUUCUUGUAAGUUUCAGGGUUCUGAUUCACAACCAGAGUUUAAUGCUUUCUAAAAUUUUUUUAAGUUUCGCUUCUGCUUUUGAAUUACAGACAAGGGAAUCAUAGUUUAAGAAAAUGAUCGCUAAAAAUACCAUAACAGAUCCCAAACACUUGGGUUUGGUGACCUUGUCUUUCUUAUAUGGCCCUAGAGUAAACAUUUGGAGGCAGUGUCUGAUGCUCAGACUGGAGGCAGCGAGGAACAUGGAAUUAUGUAACUUGGUGGUAUGUUUUUGAAACCUGCUUUAUUGUGACGCAGUGUUUGCCAUGGUGGUGGAGCUUCCACUGCUGUUUCUCAGUUGAGAGGGUGACUCUCAAAUGAUACUUUUUUUCCUUUUAAACUGCUAUGAAUCAAUACCCAGAUGUGUAAUUACCAUACUUACCAAAUCAUGAGGGCAAAAGAGUGUAAGAUGGAAAAAGUCUCUUGUAUCUAGAUGAUACUUCAGAUACAAGCGACCCUUGUAGCUUAAUUGCCUUUAGUCAACCACUGGAUUUCAGUUUGCGUCACGUAUUUUAAACAAUUUUGAAUUUUUAAAAAUAUAUUGCAGUAGUUAUGUCAGUACCUUAUUGUUAAUCUGAAUCAGAUAAAGAAAUCUUCAGUUCCUGGUUAUUUGGGCCAUUGAAUCAUCAUGGACUAAGAUUCUUUUAUUUCUAGACAUUAUUUCCUUGAAUUACACCAAAGAACCUGAAAUCUAAUUUUGGUUAAAUUAUUUAUUUAUUUCAUUCAUUUAUUUCCCUUUUUAAGGUCUGGAUGAGACUUCUUUGGGGAGCCUCUACAAACUCUUCACUGUGGGCCACAUGGGGCAUUAGAAACCAGAGCACUCCGGGCUCCUUGCUAGUGUCUCAAGGUGCAUGGGAACCAUGGGUCCAGCUAGGGGAUUCCAUAAGGCAGUGCAGAGCCGGCCCAGGGCACUAGUAGGCAGGCCCUAAAUAAAUGUUUAAAAAAAAAAAAAAAAAACCCUACGUAUUUAUUUUAGAAUCAUGUGUUUCUAUAUACUAACCUGAAGAAUAUCAGUUAACAUUUAGGAUAUAAGAUUUGAGAUCAGCCAUCUUCUAUAAAAAAGAAAAAAAAUGUUCUGACUUAAGAAAGUACAAGUAAACUAUACAUCCUUUUUUUCAUGAGUUUUAGGCACUGUAGUAAUGUGGCUUAGAAAGUAUAAUGGCCUAAAUGUUUUCAGAAUGUAAGUUCCUGUGGAGAAUUUUGUUUAUAUGCGGGAAAACCUAUAGGUUUAAAAUAGUCUGUUUUGUCAGCCAACAGAUUUAAAAGGCCUUUAAUUGGUUUUGUUUUUUUCACCCACCCUUCCCUUCCUAUGAGGAAGAACUGAAGUGGGGGCGGGGGGACACUUAUUUGUGUAAAAUCCCCAAAUUGGUGUUGAUGACUUUUCAGCUUGAAGGUUUUCAGACCUGAUUAAAACUUGGUUUAUUCUAAUUUCUGUAUCAUCAUCAUCUGAGGUUUAAAUGGUAAUUAGUCUUAUAACAUGUAUGUAUCAUAUGUUUGUUCAUCUAAAGCUUUUUAAUCCAAAUAAAAAUGGAGUUUGCAAAGUGA